CCGAGGGAGGAGGCGGCGAGGAGCGCGCCGGCCGCGGCCACGGGGGGGGGUUUGGAAAAAUGACUCAGUAAGUUCAGCGCGCCCGCUCCGGCCGGCCCUGCGCCUCCCGCCGCGCCCGGGAUGUAUUCGUCCCCGCUCUGCCUGACCCAGGAUGAGUUCCACCCGUUCAUCGAGGCGCUGCUGCCUCACGUGCGCGCCUUCGCCUACACCUGGUUCAACCUGCAGGCGCGGAAGCGCAAGUACUUCAAGAAGCACGAGAAGCGCAUGUCGAAGGACGAGGAGCGCGCCGUGAAGGACGAGCUGCUGGGCGAGAAGGCCGAGGUGAAGCAGAAGUGGGCGUCCCGGCUGCUGGCCAAGCUGCGCAAAGACAUCCGGCCCGAGUGCCGCGAGGACUUCGUGCUGGCCAUCACCGGCAAGAAGGCGCCGGGCUGCGUGCUCUCCAACCCCGACCAAAAGGGCAAGAUGCGCCGCAUCGACUGCCUGCGCCAGGCGGACAAGGUGUGGCGGCUGGACCUGGUCAUGGUCAUCCUCUUCAAGGGCAUCCCGCUGGAGAGCACCGACGGGGAGCGCCUGGUCAAGGCGGCGCAGUGCGGCCACCCGGUGCUCUGCGUGCAGCCGCAUCACAUCGGCGUGGCGGUCAAGGAGCUCGACCUCUACCUGGCCUACUUCGUGCGCGAGCGAGACGCGGAGCAGAGCGGCAGUCCCCGGGCAGGGAUGGGCUCCGACCAGGAGGACAGCAAGCCCAUCACACUGGACACCACAGAUUUCCAGGAGAGCUUCGUCACCUCCGGUGUGUUCAGUGUCACCGAGCUCAUCCAAGUGUCCCGGACCCCCGUGGUGACUGGAACAGGACCCAACUUCUCCCUGGGGGAGCUGCAGGGACACCUGGCAUACGACCUGAAUCCAGCCAGCACAGGCAUGAGAAGAACGCUACCCAGCACUUCCUCCAGCGGGAGCAAGCGGCACAAAUCGGGCUCGAUGGAGGAAGACGUGGACACGAGCCCCGGCGGCGAUUACUACACCUCGCCCAGCUCUCCCACGAGUAGCAGCCGCAACUGGACUGAAGACAUGGAAGGAGGCAUCUCGUCCCCGGUGAAGAAGACCGAGAUGGACAAGUCUCCAUUCCACAGCCCGUCUCCCCAGGACUCACCUCGCCUCUCCAGCUUCACACAGCACCACCGGCCUGUCAUUGCCGUGCACAGCGGGAUCGCCCGGAGCCCUCACCCAUCCUCAGCCCUACACUUCCCCACGACCUCCAUCCUGCCCCAGACAGCCUCCACCUACUUCCCGCACACAGCCAUCCGCUACCCACCUCACCUCAACCCCCAGGACCCGCUCAAAGAUCUCGUGUCGCUGGCCUGUGACCCAGCCAGCCAGCAGCCUGGACCGUUAAAUGGAAGUGGUCAGCUCAAAAUGUCCAGUCACUGCCUUUCUGCUCAGAUGCUGGCACCCCCGCCCCCUGGGCUGCCGCGGCUGGCGCUCCCCCCCGCCACCAAACCCACCUCCGAGGGAGGAAGCACGUCGCCGACCUCGCCCUCCUACUCUACGCCCGGCACGUCCCCUGCAAACCGUUCCUUUGUGGGAUUAGGACCAAGGGAUCCAGCGGGCAUUUAUCAGGCACAGUCCUGGUAUCUGGGAUAAGAAAGAUUUCUUCCCACGCCCUGCUCCUUCGUCGCGGGAAUCCCAGGGGGCCGCACUGUCGGCCCCUGGCCCACGUUUUCAGUGGAAAGUUAGAGCGAGCGAGAACACCCCGCCGACUCCCAGCCUGGCCGAAAAGACAGAACAGACACACAUACACAGGAGGGAAACAAGCAAAAAGGAAAAAAAGGCAAAAAAAAAAAAAAAAAAACAGAAAAAAAACACCAUAAAAAUAAACCCACCCAUCCAAGAAGACAAAAGGUAAAGACAGCAGCCCCUCAGAACUCUCGGGUCGCCGCGGCCCGACCGGAGGGCCAGGCCCUGCCGCCGCUCACACGCAGCCUGCGCAGGGCGCCCUCCGCAGGGACUCAUCUCCGGCUGCUGGGCUCCAAGGGCAGGCGCCCGCUCCCCGCCUCCGCCCAGGACCAGGUGAGCGCGGCCCGGUGCCCCUGCCCAGGCCCCAUGGGGCGGGACACCCGGCAAGGCCACCUCUCCCCGUGUCCCCACUGCCGGGAUGUCAGCCAGGCCUCCGCCACCGUGUCUGCCGAGUGGGGAGGCGGGCGCUGUGGGGACGCUGGGGGGGGGGGGGGGGGGCUGGCAAGGACCCCAGCCGCGGGCAGUGGAGGCCCAGGUGGGCAGGGAAGCGACAAGGGCAGAAGAGGGUUGUGGGGAGACCCUGGGUGUCGCCAGGGGACUGGGAUGCGUGGCAGAAACUUUGUCAGGAGCGUCCUGCUGCUGUGGGACCUCCGCCUGCCCCACAGUGUGCGUGCGCGCUCGGCCGGGCUUGCUCGGGACUUGGUCUUGCAGCCCCAUGCCUGCCCUGUUUGGGAGGAGAAGUCUCUAUGCAAUUGACCCCCAGCUCCACCCCGCGGCAUAGGAGGCCACCCCACCCCGCAUCCCGCUGGCCCUGCUCCACACCCCCCAGGGGAGGGACCCACGUUGCACACACUGUAAGAAAUGCACUUUCCGAGGAAGGGGCUGGGGGAGUGGAGGGACUCAGAGCUCCCCAGGAGGGGACACCCUGUCCAGAGCCUCCAUCCACCCGAGCCCUGGGAGGGGAGGACCCCCCUGCUUAGCCCACGGAGGUGGGAGGUGAGAGCGAGUGGUUUAAGUGCCUGAUUCCCACCACCCGCCCCCCUUUGUCCAGCUGGAAUGGGAAGUGGCCGCGGGCCCCUUCCAUUCCCUCCCCCAACCCGGCCACCUCCAGUCGCUGACCCUCAUUGCUGUGCUCCCCUCAGAGCUGGAGAGAUGGGACCCCCCCUACAGUUGGCCCAGGGGGCAGAGCUGGGCAUCCCUCAAGCCCUGCUGCGCUCGGGCACGGGGGUGGGGUCUGGGGAAGCCAGCAGGCCCUCCCUCGCCUCCUCUGCCAGUGCCUUACAUCCUGGAGCGACACCCCCUCCCUGGUGCCUCCCAGCCCAAAGGGGGACCACGGUUUGCACUUUCAUCUUCCCCCGCCAAAGUGGGGCACAGCCGGGCAGGUGCAUCACAGCUGGGCCCCCACAAGGAAAGAAGGCCGGGCAACUGCAGUCCGUAUAAGCCUGGAUGGGGUUGGGGGGUUCUGGCUGGGGGAGGGUGGGGUCAGCGCCUGGGGGGGGGUCCCCUGUGGCCAUGUGGGGGACCUCCCAUCUGCUAAACGUUUUCCGUUGAGCCGCUCCAAAAACACUAAGCUGGGGACACCGGGUGCCCCCCAACCCCGGCUCCCUGGCCCCAUCCCCACCCCCACCCCAGGAUGGCUGUCUUGGGUGGGGGGCCUGGGAGGGGGGAUCCCCUCCCAUCCCAUCCAUCUGAGUCCCAGCCGGCCUCCUCCAUGCCUGGCCCUGGGGAAGACCUUCCCCACCAAGACUCCCCACCCACUGGCCUGGGCCAAAGCCAUCGCCCUGGGCUGGGCCUCCGCCUCAUCUGCUCCCAGCCUGGCCCUCCUGGCCCUCUCCCGGUACCCCAGGCCUGGCCAGCCUCCUCCCACCUCCCCAGAAACUGGACUUUCCUCCCAAACCAGCCCAAGGGGCUUGGCAAACUCAACCAUAAGAGAAAGACCCUUCCCCACCAACCCCCCCUCCCAUUGUCCAGAGGCAUUCAAGAACCCUUGGUCCGUCCGUCUGUCCCCAGGGCCCCCUCCACUGGGUGGCUGUUGGGGACCAAAGCAUGGGCCGCUCUCCGGGAGGGCAGGAGGGGGUGGGUCGUGCAGUUGGGGUAUCCGGAAGCUUCUCAGCCGGGAACCUUAGGGUGCGGGUAGGCGGGGUAGGGGAGGGGCACCUGGUGGCCCCCAGCUACCUAACUUUGCAUGGUGCUUAGUCGGGGAUUCCUGUGACCUGGCUCCUGAUGUCAGCUCGCGCGGCUGAUACUGCAUGGCAAAUUAUCCCUGGCUCUAUCUCCCUCCCCCCGCCCCCCCCCCCCCCCCUCAAACCACCCCCCCCCCUUUUAAAAAAAAAAAAAAAAAAGAUACAAAAAAAAAACCUUAAAAAAACUCCAUGUUUCCUAAUUUGCACGAAAUUUUCUACCACAUGAUGUGCCUUGCCUUCCGAAAAUAAGUAUUACCUUUAAACAAUAUCAGCGCACACAGAUAGCUCGCAUGCACUGCUCGUGUAGUUAAAAAAAAAACAAAAAGACAAAACAA
This is a messenger RNA of Neomonachus schauinslandi (Hawaiian monk seal), 4252 nucleotides long. RefSeq names its product nuclear factor I C (gene NFIC). Gene Ontology annotation, cellular component: nucleus. Gene Ontology annotation, biological process: regulation of transcription by RNA polymerase II. NCBI's taxonomy places the organism in Eukaryota, Metazoa, Chordata, Mammalia, Carnivora, Phocidae. The transcript is spliced from 11 exons. Gene Ontology annotation, molecular function: RNA polymerase II cis-regulatory region sequence-specific DNA binding; DNA-binding transcription factor activity, RNA polymerase II-specific. The record is from RefSeq and is a predicted model, not a curated record. The coding region runs from base 121 to 1641 and encodes 506 amino acids.